Molecule: messenger RNA, 3339 nt
Organism: Lampris incognitus (smalleye Pacific opah)
Lineage: Eukaryota; Metazoa; Chordata; Actinopteri; Lampriformes; Lampridae
Product: ras-related protein Rap-2b
Exons: 1
Coding region: 1343-1891 (182 amino acids)
Biological process (GO): negative regulation of cell migration; Rap protein signal transduction
Cellular component (GO): plasma membrane
Molecular function (GO): GTP binding; GDP binding; GTPase activity
Source: RefSeq, a predicted model, not a curated record
UAAAUAGGAAUAGGGCUGGUCCUCACAAACGCACAGCUCAAGCAAGUAAUUCCCUGAUCCGCUUACGCGUUAUUAUGAAUCCCACGGCGCUUCUAGGCAAGACACGCCCUGCGUAGCAUUCAAGCGCUAGGAUUGGCCAGAUCGGCCACUCGUUGCCUCCGUUGGUUGGAGUUAGGGCGGGGUUAGGGUUAAGGUUAGCUAAUCAGAGGCAGAGCAGGGGCGGGUCACAGCAGGUAAAGACACUGCGUUAUGUUUAUCAUAGUGGAGACAAAUUGGAAUAUAAUGAGCUAAUAAACACAACAUUGGCAUAUUUUUUGCUAUUGUUAUUAUUAUUAAUUUCAGGAGCUUUAAUGUACAUAAAAAUAAAAAUCUACAACCUGUGACACAAAAAUGGAUGAUGUUCCAGGGCUCCCCCUAAAUUUCUCAAAGUAGGAUUUCAGGGGAGCUCCCCUUAGCUCCCCCGUAAUUCGAACCCAGUUUUGCCCCUUUCUGUGACCAGCGUCACCGGCGGUUUCUCAGCAUUGAGCCCUGAAAACGGCACGCGGCAGAGCAUGGCCGCCCCCUAGCGUCAGCGAAAAAACGUCUCGCAACUUUCUCAUUAAUGGUCGAACACGCUUGAAACUUCUCUCUUAUGGACUCUAAACAUUACCAGCUUCCAACCCAUGCACGUAUUUACAAUUACAUUACAUUAUCCCUUUAAAGACUGCAACGAUAUAGCGUGUUUCUCUAAUUCAUCCCAUAUCCACUUGGCGGCGGUAGCCCGCCCUAAACGUGUUUGACGAACGGCCGUAAAAUAAAAAGAGAAAGAAGAAGAAGCAUAGGCGGCUCGCCAACCGCCACAAAAUCAACAAGAAGAGAAGAAGAAGAAGAAAAAAAAGGCACGGGGAGGAAGAAGAAAAGAAGGCGAAGAAGAACAAGAAGCCUGCGCCUUUAAGAAAACGGAACUGAGCCCGGACUCAUGACGCCAGUUGCCUUGCGCUGGAGAAUGUGGGCAGGAAACGCCGAGCAAGAAGGGAGAAGCGAUCACGCUUUUUCAGCGCCGUUGCACAAUACGCGCAAGCAAAAAUGUGCGCGGAUACCCGCCGCUAAUGUCCACGAGCGACCGGUCUCCUCGGAUUCAGCCUCCCCGGGCAUGAAACGCCACCGUCCGAACCUCUGCCGGCGAGGGAUUGUGACUUUUAUCCGAGUGUGAAGGGUGCUGUCCCAGUCUGCUGCUGGGUUUGAAAACAUCAGGCGGCCAGCGGGUGGGAGAGCGAGAGAGCGAGAGAGAGAGAGGGGGAGAGAGAGAGAGAGAGAGAGAGGGGAGAUUCGUGGAAAGGAGGUGCCUGCUUGGCCAACAGCCAUGAGGGAGUACAAAGUGGUCGUUUUGGGAUCGGGUGGAGUCGGCAAAUCCGCGUUGACUGUCCAGUUCGUGACCGGCUCCUUCAUCGAGAAAUACGACCCGACGAUAGAGGAUUUCUACAGGAAGGAGAUCGAAGUGGACUCGUCCCCGUCCGUGCUGGAGAUCCUGGACACCGCGGGGACGGAGCAGUUCGCCUCCAUGCGAGACCUGUACAUCAAAAACGGGCAGGGGUUCAUUCUGGUCUACAGCCUGGUCAACCAGCAGAGCUUCCAAGACAUCAAGCCGAUGAGGGACCAGAUCAUCCGGGUCAAGCGAUACGAGCGCGUGCCCAUGAUUCUGGUCGGGAACAAGGUGGACUUGGAAGGGGAGCGGGAGGUCUCUUCCGGGGAAGGCAAGGCGCUGGCCCAGGAGUGGAGCUGCCCGUUCAUGGAAACUUCUGCCAAAAACAAAGGUUCAGUCGAUGAACUGUUUGCAGAGAUCGUCCGACAGAUGAACUACUCCACUGUUCCCAGUGGCGGCGAUCAGUGUUGUUCAUGUGUCCUCCUCUGAGGGAGAGGGAUGGAGGGGAGGGGGGGGGGGGAGAGGGAGAGCGCAAACCCCGUUUGGUUAAGAUGUUUCCACCGUUGUUUCAUAACUUGUUGAUAACCCCCGUGAUUCCGCUGUCUGACGUCACCGCGAGUAUUUCCCCCCCCCCUCACACCCUCGCUGUCUUAUUGCACACAAAAACAAAUUGACAACCGCGACAACGAUCGGAUGAUGUGUACAUAGCCUGAAUAGUGUUUACAUGACAAAGUACUUGAAUGUUUCAGAUUUCCUUUUAAAGCUUUGGUGAUAAUGACACUUCUCUGGAAAUGUGCCUCAAUGGGAAUGUCUUAUUGUGAAACCUAAGAGAGACACUUCUGGCUUUCCUCAUCAUAGAAGUGUGUGAUGUUUUUCAUUACUCUUAAGUUGUGCUGGUGUACUCCUCCGGGGCGGGUCCAUUUGUCUUGGGGGGGGGGGGGGUGUUUCUCCAGCUCUUCUGGCAGGCAGAUUUUAGGGAUGGUCACUUUUAAAGGAGGUUAUCAUAGUUUGGCUGAAAUCAAAAGAUUUCCCCCCCCCCCCCAGCUCAUGAAACGCAUCUCCUAUUCGCAUUAAAGCCUUGCAGUGGUUUCUAGAUUCAAAUAGCAGCCUGCGUAUUCUAAAAGAUGAUGGUGCAAAGAGUUCAAAUGCACCUACAAAGAUACUGUAUUAUUACAAGCUGUGGAGUUGAAUCUUUUUUCCUUUUUUUUUUUCGUAUUGUGGUCCGGUGAAAGUGGAUUUGUUACAAAACUUGCACUUAGCCGGCAGUGUCCCUCCUCAGAGUGCACAAACAAGGACCGUAGUGCAUUGCUGUCGCUGCAUGGGAAACGACAAAAGAGCCCGUGUCAAGUGCCUUUCUGAGAAAAAUUCCUAUAACUGUGCCAACUUGUGAGCCCUACUUCCUCUGCAGUGCGUCUUAAUGGCAAUCAUUGAACUUUCUUUUCUUUAUUCUUUCGCAGCUUUCAUGAAACCCUCUAUUUUCACUUGGUGUCUCGGUGAAAGAACCCUUGAAAUAAUUAUUCUUUUUGUACUCCAUGUUAGGAAGUUGAGCUUGUAACAGACCUACGCUUCGAGUCGGAAUUGGGCCUUCUCUGUUCUAGCAGUACAGGUCUGCGUCAAGAGCAACGGAUUAAACAAAACCAGUUAGACUCUUUGGUUCGUUGAACGGCAAGCCAUGUCUUUGUUGUUUUUGUUGUUGUUGUUGUUUUUUUCCUAAAAUGUGACAUUUUGACUUAAUUGUAAUUUUCUCCUUGGGCAAACCCUCUAUCAUUUACCUGUCUGGUUUAAAAGACUUUUAAUACAUAAAAAGCAUUUUAUGUAACACGUGGUGUGCUUGUUUCAGUGAUGUUAAUGCAAACUGAUGUCUAUUUUCCUUUUAGUGCCUCAAUUUAGAGCUGUAUUAUUCUUUUAUUUGCUUUUAUUUCCAGCGCACUGCAGCG